CUCUCCUCCUGUAGUCUCUUGCACAGGAUCCCCCCACUACUGCUGUAAUCUAGGACUACUGGCAUACCAGCUUCCAAUGAUGCAAUUCUUCACCAUUCAGAAAGAAACUGAACUUCCUCUGCAGAGCUUCUCCUGGCCUCAUCUCCCACCCUGCUGCCACGCAUUGUAAGCUGCAAGCUGCGUGGAUGGUUUGUACGACUGCCUCUUUUAAAACUGUGACUGCAUGAGCUUCUCUGAUACAUGGCUUUCCUGGCUAACAAUGGACCGCAUCAGCCACCUGCUAGAAGAAUAUAUUCCAGGAUGGAGACCUCCUGCUUGGAGCUAGCAUUAGAAGGGGAGCGCUUGUGCAAGGCCAGAGAUUUCAAAGCUGGUGCAGCUUUCUUUGAAGCAGCUGUUCAAGUUGGGACUGAGGAUCUAAAGACACUUAGCGCCAUCUACAGUCAGCUGGGGAACGCAUACUUCUACUUGAAGGAAUAUGCUAAGGCACUCGAGUAUCAUAAACAUGACCUUACCCUGGCCAGGUCUAUUGGAGAUCGUAUUGGAGAGGCCAAAGCCAGCGGGAACUUGGGAAAUACCCUCAAGGUCCUGGGACAGUAUGAUGAGGCCAUCGCCUGCUGUCAGAGGCACUUGGAUAUCUCACAGGAGCAGGGGGACAAGGUGGGUGAAGCACGAGCAUUAUAUAAUGCUGGCAAUGUAUUUCAUGCCAAAGGAAAGCAACUGUCAUGGAACAUGCCACAGAUUCCAGGAGACCUCUCUGAGGAGGUGAAGGAGACACUCCUGAAAGCUACAGAGUAUUAUGAGAGGAACUUAGAACUGGUGAAACAGCUGGGUGACAGGGCAGCUCAGGGUCGGGCUUAUGGAAAUCUAGGAAACACACACUACCUCUUAGGCAACUUCAACGAGGCCAUCGCUUUCCACAAAGAGAGACUCGCCAUUGCAAAAGAGUUUGGAGACAAAGCUGCGGAGCGUAGGGCGUACAGCAACCUGGGCAAUGCCCACAUCUUCCUGGGGAGGUUUGAUGCCUCUGCUGACUAUUACAAGAAGACUUUGCAGCUCUCUAGACAGCUGAAAGACCAGGCAGUAGAGGCUCAGGCCUGUUAUAGCCUGGGGAACACAUAUACUUUGCUCCAGGACUAUGAACGGGCCAUAGAAUACCACCUGAAACACCUCUCCAUAGCGCAGGAGCUUGGUGACCGGGUUGGUGAAGGACGGGCAUCGUGGAGUCUAGGAAAUGCCUACGUGGCAUUGGGUAACCAUGAAGAGGCCCUGCGAUAUGCUAGAAAACACAUGGAAAUUUCUUGUGAGAUUGGGGAUCGUAAUGGAGAAUUAACAGCUCGCAUGAAUGUAACGCAGCUAAUGUCUGCCCUUGGCAUGAUAUCUAAUGAAGAUGAUAGUGAUGGAGUGCAGUACGAAGGAUAUGAAGCACAAGGUGCCAGACCCAAGAAGCUACACAGAAACAGUAUGGAGAGCUUAGACCUAAUAAAGCUUCCUUCAGAGAAGACUCAGAACGGGGAUAGCCAUCACAUGCCAGAUCUAAAGAAGGAUAGGAAUACAAAACCAGCACGAAACAGAAAAUACAAGGAAAAUCAAUGUUGCACAGAUACCCCAUCUCUGGAUGGCGCUCCAGUCGACACUAUGGAUGUUCGAGUCCAGAUGCCACACCUGAAAAUCAAUCGGGCGCCAUCAGACGAGGAAUGUUUCUUUGACCUCUUGAGUAAAUUUCAGAGUAACCGGAUGGAUGAUCAAAGAUGUACAUUAGAAGAGAACCAGAGCGCAGGGACGGAAACACCAACACCCAUGCCAGCAAUGGAUGACCGGAUAUCUACCUCUUCGCUCAUGGCAUCUCCUCAGACAGAAGAAUUCUUUGACAUGAUUGCCAGCUCGCAGAGCAGGCGACUGGAUGACCAGAGAGCAAGCGUAGGGAACUUGCCUGGUCUACGACUAACACAUAAUAACAUGGGUCAUCUAAAGGUGGAAGGUGACCAGCAAGAGCCAGGUGAUGAAUUCUUCAAUAUGCUGAUGAAAUGUCAGUCUUCCCGAAUAGACGACCAAAGGUGUGCACCACCAGACUCCAUGCCCCGAGGCCCAACCAUGCCAGAUGAAGACUUCUUCAGUCUAAUCCAGAGAGUCCAGGCAAAGAGGAUGGACGAACAAAGGGUGGAUCUCCCCUCCAAUCAGGAAGAUGGAGAAAACCAUGAUAAUCAGAGGAGGCCGAGCUAAGUGUCAGCUAUUAUGUGCAGAUAGCAAAGACCUGUACUGAAGAAACAACUUUCUGAUGAUUCAUCUCCAUGCUGUACCAGGAGACGUUUAUAAAAAUUAGAAAUCUGUGUAUUUUGAAUAGCUGAGACCUAGAGGUCUUUUGGGAGAGUCGUCUUACAUGUGUGAAAUAUCCAAGUGUCUUCAGCCAAUUAGUUAAAUAUUAAAAUGGACCAUCUGUUUUUUUUUUUAAAGACACUUUUUUAGGCAAUUUUAAAAAAGGAAAAAAAAAAAUUGAACCUCAGUUUUCAGAAGGAUGAUGUCAGAGAACAAGAGGAAUUCUUGCUAGAAAGUUCAUAAAGAAUGGUGCACUGGGAGGCUUGUUAUAACGUGUUACAAAAGGUGGGGAUGGUGCUCACAUGAUGCUAUUACUGGUUAUAGCAGGCUUAAUAUUUAUGGGACCAAGUAUCAAACGGCCUUAUUCACUAAAUGGCAAUAAUCAUUUUGUACAAUAGUUUUCUUUUUUUUUACAUUACAUUUAGGAUUUUUAGGAACUGUUGGUAAAGUACAUAGCUCCACUAAAGUGACAUACAUUGCGGUGUAAAACAGCAGCAUGACAUAGUUAAUGACCAGUUGGCGUCAGAAGAAUAUUUUCUGUUUGUAUGCAGAGGGUUCAUUAAAGUCUGUAAAUAUGGGUGGCCACCAGUUGGCUAACUUUGUAUCUCUGGGGAUGGCUCUUUUCUCCCAUCACAGUUAUUUACUAUAGGUAUUUAUAAUGCCAACAAUUUUAUGCAUCGCUUUAAUAAAAACAGUGACAAAGAGAGUAUCCCAUUGUAAAGGCCACAAAAAAGUGGAAACGCAGGGUACUUGGAUGUAGAAAUCACAUUAGUGGGAUCCCUGAAAAAAAUAAGUAUGUGACCACCAAAACGUUGCAAGCAUCUGCCCAAAGCUGAAAUAUUGCUCUCAGGUGGACUGCCUUUAUAUAAAAGCAUAUCAUCUUGCCAUGUAAGGCCUAGCUGGCAGGAAACAGGUACUACAUUCCAGCAAUAAAACAGGAAAGACUCCGUGGGAGAUGUGCUGACCUAGAUUUCCUGCCGUUCAGUGAAUGAGGCCUAACAACUGCCAAGAGCCUGCAAGUUAACUACUUUCACACCACUGCCCGCUGUCACAAACAUAUCCUAUUAGCACGCAAAAAGUAUAUAGCAGACAGAGAAGUGUCAAUAUUGUUACAUGCUGUCAGGGCUGCGGUUUCUGCUUCAACUCCUGUGCUAUUUAUUGAUACAGCAACUGGGGGCAGCCAUCUUGACUGGGCCCAGUUAGAAGGUGUAGAUGUGAUGGUAUGGCUUCCAAUAAAAAAAAAAAAAAAACAUACUAGUUUAACACUUAGAACCUUAGAAUCAAGCUGCUCAAAUAAUUUUUUUGGCAUGGACUGGUAAAUAAAGACGAACUUUACCUUUAUUGUAAAACAAGUUUUGGGUGGAGUUCAGUAUAAAUGAUACAAAUAAAUAGGGCCAAAAACUGUUAUUCUCUGACUCUUGGACAGCACACUAGUUUUGGGGCAAAGAAGCUGAAGCCAAUUGGCUUAACUGUGGGCAGCAGGAAUAACAGCUUACUUAUGAGAAUACUCAAAUGGGUAUUCUGGGUAUGGGUUUAUGAAAUAAUCUGAAUAUGCAGUCUGAAAUUAUAUUUGUACAUAUUAUUUAAAGAAGCCUUAUAUUUCCUCCUUUAUCCGCUGAAAGUCAGAGGUGAGAAGUCACCCAAGAUCAGAUUUUUCUAAUGCCAAUACUGUCUUCAAACAACAUCUGAGUAAAGCUGGCCAUAACAUAUAUUUGUUUUUGUUCAGCCAACAAGCUAACAGAUGUCUUCUUCUAUGUUAAAGCAUGGAUGGGCGGAUUUCCCAUUUCAGAUAGUGGCUGCAUCUGAUUGGAUGCAGUUGUUCGGUUGACAACUUUGUCAACUGAAGGAUGUCAGGGGUGGGAGAGUAGUGGCAUUUUGGACACUUCAUCAGGACCAGGUCCAAAUUUAACAGUGUAUGGCUAAUUUAAGUUUAAAUUUCUGUCUAUAAAAUAAAAAAAGCAUAACUUUAUCAUAAACAGAGCCUUGUACUGUUAGUUGUUUUUCAUCAUACAACAAGACGUUGUUUGUUUGGUAUUGUUAUGCACUCACAGAGACUGCGCUGUCUCUACAGCUGAAGUUUUGGGUCAGGCUUAGGGAUAAUUUAAAUAUAAUUCUAUCAUAUGUAAGCCUACACAAUAAUCAUUGUGCCUCCUCCCGUCUGGCGCCCUGCAUGUAGGUUAGGGGCCGAGCCCCCGUAUGGAUGGGCUGUCACUGCUCUGCAGGACCAUGGGAGUCUGCCAUGAAUACGGCAAGGACGGUUUCAGGCGCAAAACUGUGCAGCACCCGGAGGAGCUGCACAGUAAAGAUUGCUGGACAAGGAUAAAGGCGAAUAGGUCAGAAGAUACAGUUGUCCUUUAAGUCUGAAUAUUAAGCUCUAUUGUGAUAGGCUUUUUUAAGAGGCAUCCUGUAACAAUAUACUUUUUACAGCACUGAAAUCUGCUUGCUGUGUAAAACUGUUCUUUAGCCACUCUAUAAGGUGUAAUGGCAUACACAUCAUGCCCACCUUAUUAUCAGAGAAGGUGAGUGUAGGAGGGCACUUUAGCAUUGCCAGGCAAUGUUAAGCUGUCCAGCUGGGUGCAACUACAAGUUCCAGGACCUCCAGCUAAAGAAAACACUUUGCCUAACCUCUUAAAGAUAAUGAAAGAAAACGUUCACUUUUAGUGAACUUGACCUUUAUUAUUUCUCUUAAAUACUUACCUUCCUCCCCAUUCCAGCAGUCUUUACUGUGUGGCUUUGCCCGAUGCCAAGCAGCUUUUCCCCCUAAAUUAUCCCCAUCGAGUCCUCUUCUUCGUGCGCAUGUGUGCUGUAGUCCAUUUUUUCCUAUAGGUUAGCUGUAUUUCGGUUCUAAAUCAAUAAGUGGGACUAUAGCAUUUGUGUACUAAGAAAAGGACCCGGUUGGAGGUGUUUUCAAGAGAAAGGCCAUGUGCACUGGCCAGAGUCAUACACUGAAGAUGCUGGAACAGGGAGAAAGGUAGGUACAAAACGGAACAGUAAACAUUUACCAAAAGUGAGCUUGUUCUUGAAAGCUGAAACCAGUUUAAUCUAUAAAUCCUUACAUUAACUAAAUAAGUUCUUAGAGAUCCAGCUCAGUGAUCUAGAAAUGCAUGAAAAGUUUCCUGUAAGAUAAUUUAGUUGCCAUAUUGCACACAUUAAUUGUAAUUAAGAGAGAAAUUCAAACAUUAUAAUUUAUUGUAUUUUUUUUACUGUC
This is a messenger RNA of Rana temporaria (common frog), 5521 nucleotides long. It is a transcript of the gene GPSM1, whose product is annotated as G protein signaling modulator 1. The record is from RefSeq and is a predicted model, not a curated record. NCBI's taxonomy places the organism in Eukaryota, Metazoa, Chordata, Amphibia, Anura, Ranidae. Gene Ontology annotation, molecular function: GTPase regulator activity; protein binding. Bases 241 to 2220 code for a protein of 659 amino acids. The transcript has 15 exons.